Molecule: messenger RNA, 1606 nt
Organism: Hemicordylus capensis (graceful crag lizard)
Lineage: Eukaryota; Metazoa; Chordata; Lepidosauria; Squamata; Cordylidae
Gene: F2RL2
Product: coagulation factor II thrombin receptor like 2
Exons: 2
Coding region: 180-1334 (384 amino acids)
Biological process (GO): positive regulation of Rho protein signal transduction; blood coagulation; thrombin-activated receptor signaling pathway
Cellular component (GO): membrane
Molecular function (GO): thrombin-activated receptor activity
Source: RefSeq, a predicted model, not a curated record
GCCUUCUCUGUACAAGACAGAGAACAAAUAGCUGGCUUUCUAAAGAUUUUUACAUUCGGGAUUAUUUUGGUGGACAGAUCCAAAACUCCAAACACCACUUUGCUAAAAUGUGGAUUAAGAACCCAUUACAUCAGCAAAGAAAAUUUAGUUUUAAAAUCUGAAUUUUCGCAAUUGCAACAAUGAAAGCUUUGCUCUUGUUAACCAGCGGACUGUUUUUCCUGUCUUCCAGUUUAUGCGAGAAAGGAAGCAAAUGUAACAGGACCCUUGACUGUGAAGGUGAAAAAUCACCCCCCAGGACUUUCCGUGGCAUCCCACAAGGCACAUAUGAUGACAUCCCUCCUGCUGCCAUAGAAGGCUCAAAGGCCAGUCACCACAGAGACAAAUGUCCCAUAGAGAAAUCCAAUGUUUCAGACUUGAAAGUAAGCAAUACUACAAUAAAGUAUCUUACCAGCUCCAUGAGCGUGAAGCUGAUACCAGCUAUAUAUAUAACUGUGUUUUUAAUAGGAGUGCCAUCAAAUGCAAUCACACUAUGGAUGCUGUUUUUCAAAAUCAGAUCUGUCCGUACUGCCAUAUUCUAUACAAACCUAGCCGUUUCAGAUUUCCUCUUCUGCAUUAUGCUGCCAUUCAAAAUCUCAUACCAUCUCCGUGGUAACAACUGGAUAUUUGGGGAAGCAAUGUGUCGAAUCAUGACCGCCGUCUUCUAUGGCAACAUGUACUGCUCUACCCUACUCCUCACCUGCAUCAGCAUAAGCCGCUAUGUGGCCAUUGUUCAUCCGUUUACUUACAGGACUUUGCCUAAGCGAUCCUUGGCAAUGUUAGCUUGUGGAGUGAUAUGGACAGUUGUCUUCUUAUACAUGUUACCUCUGAUCAUAACGAAGCAAAGCUAUUAUCUUGGUCAACUAAAUAUCUAUACCUGCCAUGAUGUACACAACACCUGUGAAACUUUGUCACCCUUCCAAUUUUAUUACUUCAUCUCUUUGGCAAUCUUUGGAUUUGUGAUUCCUCUCUGUAUCGUUAUUUUUUGUUACGUUUUAAUUAUUCGGACACUGAAAGCUUGUGAUCAAAAAUGGUUUUGGUACAUCAAAGUCAGUUUCCUUGUCCUUAGCAUCUUUGCAGUUUGCUAUACACCCAGCAAUAUUAUACUGAUUGCUCAUCACGUGAAUUUCUACUAUAAUUAUAAAGACAAUUUAUAUUUUUACCACCUUAUUGCUUUAUGCCUAAGCAGUCUAAACAGCUGUCUGGACCCAUUCCUUUACUUUCUGAUGUCCAAAAUCAAAGCACACACCAGUGCUUUUCUCACAGUUGUAAAAAAAGACAAGGAAGAACAAACGUGAUAUACUUAUCUUUUGGAAUUUGACAAGGAAGGAAGGAAGGAAGGAAGGAGCAUGGUCAUUUUAAAAACACUAUUUAAGAGUUCUAUAUUUAUAAUGGUAGCACUCCAAUAUUAAAAUCAUUACAUAUGUACUUUAAGGCUGUAAGAUUUAAUCAAAUAUUUUUUAGAGCAAAUUUUAAUUGAUGGGGCUGAAGGUUAAAGGCUGUGUGUGUGUGUGUAUUUUGGUACUUCUGUAACAGGGAACAAAAUAAAUAUGAAUUUUCCUUCUAACAA